Messenger RNA from Conger conger (European conger), 3444 nucleotides. It is a transcript of the gene amdhd2, whose product is annotated as amidohydrolase domain containing 2. The coding region runs from base 376 to 1593 and encodes 405 amino acids. Gene Ontology annotation, molecular function: N-acetylglucosamine-6-phosphate deacetylase activity. Gene Ontology annotation, biological process: N-acetylglucosamine catabolic process. The record is from RefSeq and is a predicted model, not a curated record. The transcript is spliced from 12 exons. NCBI's taxonomy places the organism in Eukaryota, Metazoa, Chordata, Actinopteri, Anguilliformes, Congridae.
UUCUGUUCCUGCUUCCUGUUCAAAUUCGGGAAUAGAUAUUAUCCACUGAGCAUAUGAUUUUAUCCCUUUUCAAAUUCCGGACAGUUGUGCAAUAUUAUUAACUGAUGAUAAGUCAGAGAUCGGUUCAAAAACAUACACUGUGGAACACUGUAUUGUGUGUGCAUUGCAUGUUACGUUGUGUUGGAUAUGUGUUAGCUAAGGCUUACAGUCAGCUGACUGAAAAAGUAGUUUUCUCACAUGACUUUGUCAGUCCUUUCGUUACUUCCAUUGGGAUCUGCUGAAUUAGAAAGAGCAAAGCAUAGCGAAGCUCUGGCUGUUGUAACCAGUGCGUUUUUGUAAGUUUGUUGGGCAGGGUGGGCCGCAGUCUCUGGGAAGAUGCCUUCCAAUAAGUCUGUGUCAGAUGCAACAAUAACACAGUUCAUCAACUGUCGGAUCCUGAAGGACCAUCGGCUGCAGAGGGAGGACCUGUGGGUCCGUGAGGGAAAGAUUCUGGACCCAGAGAAGCUCUUCUUCGACGAGGAGGGGUUUGCGGACGUCCGCGUGGACUGCGAGGGCAACAUCCUUGCCCCCGGUUUCAUUGACGUCCAAAUCAACGGGGGCUUUGGGAUCGACUUCUCCCUGGCAACUGAUGACGUCAAUGCGGGCGUGACCCUGGUGGCGAAGAAACUCCUGGAACAUGGCGUCACCUCCUUCUGCCCCACACUGGUCACCUCCCCACCUCACAUCUACCACAAGGUCCUACCAGAGAUCAAAGUUCAUGACGGAGGGGUGCAGGGAGCAGGGGUGCUAGGGCUUCACCUGGAGGGGCCCUUCAUCAGUCUGGAGAAGAAGGGGGCUCACCCUGAGAAGUACCUCCGCAGUUUGAACACGGGGGGCGCCGGUGAGCUGCUGGAGACCUACGGGCAGCUGGACAAAGUCAGCAUCGUGACGCUGGCACCGGAGCUGCCCAACAGCCUACCGGUGGUCAGGGAGCUGGCGCAGAGGGGCAUCACCGUCUCGCUGGGGCACUCGGUGGCCAGUCUGUCCCAGGCAGAGGACGCGGUGAAGCAGGGCGCCAGCUUCAUCACCCACCUCUUCAACGCCAUGCUGCCUUUUCACCACAGGGACCCCGGCAUCGUGGGGCUCCUGACCAGUGACCAGGUGCCCGCCGACCGCAUGGUGUACUACGGGAUGAUCGCCGAUGGCAUCCACACCAACCCCGCAGCCCUGCGCAUCGCACACCGCGCCCACCCUGCAGGCCUGGUGCUGGUGACUGAUGCCAUAACGGCCAUGGGUCUGCCCCCAGGGCGCCACACUCUGGGGCAGCAGGUCAUCGAGAUCGACGGCCUCAACGCCUACGUGGCAGGUACCAAGACUCUCUGUGGCAGCAUCGCAACCAUGGACAUGUGCAUCAGACACUUUAGACAGGCCUCAGGCUGCAGUGUAGAAGCUGCUCUGGAGGCUGCCUCCCUGCACCCAGCUCAGCUCCUGGGCCUCACCCAUCGCAAGGGCACUCUGGACUACGGCACCGACGCAGACUUUGCAAUGCUGGACGAUGACCUCAACGUCAGGGAGACUUACAUUGCUGGACAGCAGGUGUGGAAGAAGAAGUGACAUCAUCGCGCCUUCACCUCGAUCUCCGUUCAGCAGCAGAAAAGUGUGAGCGGGGGGUGGGGGUGGUCAGUCAGCUCCCCUGGGGGCGCCACACCUCACAGGAACCCCACCGGGGAAAGCACAGGAUGCGAUUCCUCGUGGGUCCACCAAAGCAUGCAGUUAACUUGAGACAGACCAGGUCCAUUAUGUGCUGAAAUUACUGAAAUGUCAUACUUUGUACACAUGGUUAUAAGUUUAUAUUUCUGGCCUGUGUGAGUGAGCCAUGCAUGCUGAGUGUGUGGUCACAGGAACAAGGAUCCCUGCAUUAUUGUGAAAUGUGUUUCUGGAUUUUGGGUGGGAACUGGUAGAAAACGUAUCGGAGGACACAACAUGUUUAAGGGAACUGAAAAUCUUUACUUCUGCUAUUGAGUAGAACGGUGGUCCUCACUCCUGGUCCUGGAGAGCUGCAGGGUGUGCUGGUUUUUGUUUUCGCCUUAAUGUCAGCAACCAAUUCAGACACCAGAAACCAGGAGAGGUGAGUUAAUUGUAAUUAACUGCUUUUAUUGAUAAAUGAAAUGCCAUGUAACAACAAAAGCCAGCACACCCUGCAGCUCUCCAGGACCAGGAGUGAGGACCACUGCAGUAGAACCUCAGAGAUACAAGCCUCACUUUCAGUCCGACCCGUCAAUCUAAUGGGAAUUAAUUUAUCCAAAUGUCUCCAUUGUCCUUCAGCUAGCUCAUUAUCACUGACACAAAAAGGUGAGUGUCCACCAGAAACUAGUGAACUUUCCAUUUGAAACCUGCCGUCUUUGCAUUAUUGCAACACAACCCUAUGUGGGAAACUCAACUUGCUAUAUCAUGUUUGAUAUAGAAGGCACAGAACAAAAUCCAAUCAUUUGAGACAAAAGAUUAGGAGAUGCAUGUAUCAUACGAAAGCUGACAUCAAAAUAAAUAUGAAUGAAUUUUCAAAGAUCUUGUUUGCCACGUUUUCGGUUAUUGAUUUUCACUUUCCAAUUCGUAAAGGGUUUAUAUUUUUAAUACUGGUGUAUUUUGGUGGUAAAGUUAUGAAAAGGCUCCAUAUCGAAUGCAUUUGUAUCUCCUUGGUUCUACUGCAUUUGAGAUCCAGCUCUCAAACUCAAACUUUCAGCGAUAUUAUUUCAAUGGGGAUGAAUAUGAAUUAGUGCUUUUCAUCUGACCGUAAAUGCAACAGUGAAUAGGAAAUGGAAGUGAUUUCUUGUAUAAUCACUUGAUUCAAUUCAAUGUGCAUGGUGGGGUUUUUUAUUUUUUUAUUUUUUACAAAUGGAAUUGUCACAAAGCAGCUUUACAGAGGCCCUGGCCUGAAGCCCCCUUGACCGUGCCUAGGGUGACAGUGGCAAUGAAAAACUCCCUGCUUGAUAAUGGAAGAAGGUUGAUGAUAAAAUGCAUGCAACAGAUUGGGGUCUGUUGUGGCACGGGGUCGAUUGUUACUCAAUGUUUUCUGAGCACGAAAUUGGACGUGUAUGGCGGUGUGCAAUGUUAUUUAGAGCAGGCUAGCUUGUUUCUGAUUGGCCGCAUAAAGAUUGGGUAACAUUGGACUCUGUCACAACAGACACGGAUCUCCCCUAAUCAACAAAUGACAGUACAUAGAUGACAAUGACAAUAUGUCAUUGAAGCUGGGCAAGGAUGACUCAUUCAACCUCUACUUUCUACUUUAAGAAAAGGAAGGGGCCAAGUAUUUUCCCAUUUAUUACACUAUUACAGUGCAGUGCUGGAGACAGAAAAAUGGGUUCAUGAUUUCAGUUUAACUCAGGCGUUUUGCAGGGUCUCUUCUGGGCUGUUGCAGCCAAGCCUUAAAAAUGUUAUUUUUGUAUUUUGUAUAAAUCUUAUAUCCAA